Cuscuta europaea is the source of this 1845-nucleotide messenger RNA. NCBI's taxonomy places the organism in Eukaryota, Viridiplantae, Streptophyta, Magnoliopsida, Solanales, Convolvulaceae. The record is from the annotation of a GenBank genome assembly.
GAUGCAUUGUCGUGCACAUCCUGUCGGUAUCAAUGGGGCUCCGGUUCCCCCUACACCCAUUCCUUCGGGAAUACCUUCGGUACGUGGGUUUGGUCCCCUGCCAAUUGACGCCCAAUAGCCACUGCUACGUGGCGGGCUUUCUGAACCUCUGCCGGGCCCGAGGGGUGACCCCCAGCCUGGACUUGUUUUUCCAGAGCUUCAACCUCUGCCAAGGGGGUCACGUGAAUGCCGAGGGCUUCGCCAAUCUGCAGCACAUAGCUAGGUGGAAGCUAUUUACAGAGGCGCCUUCGUCCAAUAAAGGCUGGAAGGAGCGGUGGUGCUAUGUCAGGGUUGCAGAGAGCCCAUUCCCGAGGGAACUUCGGGAUCGCUUCCGUCGGCAUCCAAAGGUUGGCAAUGCUGCUCUCGAGAAGGAUGGCUUGAUAAUAGCUAAGAUCCCGGAGGGUCGCACGAAACAAGUGUCCAUUAAAGAUUACACUGCUGACAAGGAACUAUUCUCCCUCAGCUUCCGCAGAUAUCGCUUCCUCGGUGAGACAGACGAGAAGUAUCCAGUGUUGGACAAGGCCCUCGAGGGAGCAGGAGGUGUGAACAUGGACGCCGGGAAGCUCUUUGCUUUGAAGAAAAAGAAGGGCAAGGCCCAAGCACAAAAGAAAGACCCCUCGGUCCAGCAACCUGUAGAGGCUUUCUUUCAGAAGGAGACCCCGGAGCCCUCUGCUGCGGAGGUAGUUACUGAUGUGGCCGAGGGGGCCACAAAAAAAGAAAAAGGACAGCAAAGCAGUCGAGCCCCCUGCUAAGAAGCAGAGGGGUAUCGGGGGCACUAUCGGCCAGGAUGCCCCCUUGGUGAUCAUAGAGGAUCGCCCUUCUCCCGAUCCCCCGGCUGAUGCGGCGGCGACAACUUGGACCGAUCUUCCCUUGGGAAGCCACCCCCGGGAAAUUCUGCAGCUCUCCUUGGCCCCGGGGGCUUCUGUGCUACAUGGCUCAGCAGAGCCGAAGGCCUUCCUGAGGGGGAUCACCUCGGCAAUGGACAAGGCUGCCCUCUCAACUUACGAUGAUGCGGCCCUUGAGAACAAGAUCCUUCGAUCUUCGUUAGCUGCUUGUGUAGCCCUCGGGGAGCACGCACAGAGGCUCGAGCAAUGGUGCCUCCAGAAAGCGGAGCAGGAUCGGGAGAUGAGGGAGCUUAUCUUGAAGAAUUCUAACGCUGUGAAGCAGAUGGCCUCGCUGGAGGAAGAUCUCUGGAAGGCUGCCGAAGGCACUGAGCUGAAGGUCAAGGCUGCCGUGGAGGAGGCCAGGCUCGAGGCCGAGAGGGCUGCUAAGAAAGCCGCCGAGGAGGCAGAGCUUGCCAAGGCCGAGGCCGUCGCCAAAGCCCGAGAGGAAGCUGUUGCCGCAUUCAUGGCCGAGGGCUGGAAAACCGAAGAUAGGCAGCAGUGGGUGGCCUCGGUCGUGGAGUCUUUGGUAGAUGACUGGGUGAAGGGCCUCGGGGGCGACUGGAUGGCGGAGAGGGGAGACAACUAUUACCAGGGGGUGAAUUCUUCACCCAGCAUCUGGUGUACCGGAGGCUCGCCAGGCACUUCCAAGUCUCCCUCGAGGAGUUUGACCCCUCGGCGUAUGACCUUCCUCCGUUGCAGCCAGAUGUGAGAAACCCCCUCCCUCCGGGCGAAGAGAGGCCUGUGAUCCACGACUCCAUGAUGAUGGGGGGAUCUGGUGAUGGUGAUGCCGAGGCUGUCGUCGGGGAGGAGGUCACCUCGAAGCCUGCCGAGGAGGCAAAAGCUGAAUGAAACACUUGUACUUAGUAGCUUUUUGAACACCUUUUUUUGUUUGUAAUGAAUAUUUGUAUGCUCUCGGCCUCAG